Belonocnema kinseyi is the source of this 974-nucleotide messenger RNA. RefSeq lists its product as uncharacterized. The coding region runs from base 308 to 859 and encodes 183 amino acids. The record is from RefSeq and is a predicted model, not a curated record. The transcript is spliced from 4 exons. NCBI's taxonomy places the organism in Eukaryota, Metazoa, Arthropoda, Insecta, Hymenoptera, Cynipidae.
AACAGCAUCAGCAUCAUUCUUGAUUCUGGACCGUGAGGAAUCUUUGCCUCACUCCCUUCCACUUGCCAUGCCGUAUGUCCACAUGGUGGGAAUGAGAAGCAUCCAUCGCGUAAACGUUAACUAACUCGAAAAGUAAACUUCAGUCUAAAUCGUCCAGCAGACUCAUCAUUUUCAUCUACAGGAAGUUGCACCGGACGUGUUCUUAUCAAGUUUCCAGUUUCAAUUCUUUCACAGUCUUUUCUAUUCUCUGGGUAAAAGAUAAAAUAGAGUUUAAAGAACAGAAAAUAAUUUAUAAAAAGUCAAAGAAAUGUUAUUUAAUCCAAUGAAAUGGAAAUCCAAAAUCCUGGCCUACAGCCUUGUCAGUGCUUUGUUAAUUUACGCUUUCUUUUUUUAUAAAAGAAAAUACACAGUGUCUUUUGAAUUUAUAAUUAAGAAUUCAACACCUGAAUCUGUUUGGGAAUUCGUUGCAGACUUUAGCAACAUGAAAAAACUAAAUCCAACUAUUGAAGAUUGGGAUAUAAUAUCAGAAAGUGGAAAUUACGAUCAUUGGAAAUAUUCAGUCCAGUACACUGAGCAUUUAAGUCACAUUCCAAUUAUUAAAAAUACUGCACAUGCUCACUUUGCAGUAAAACCGGAAGGAAAAGGAUUUUCCAUAAACUCGGAACAUCGAACCUGCUUUUUUUCUAACAUCGGUUGUGUCGACUCAGUUUCGCAAUUUAAAUUCCAUGGAAUUGGAGACGAUACGAAGUGCCUUGAAAAUGUUCAGUACGAAUGCCCCGUGCUAUUUACUUUGCUUUGUUAUAAGGAAGUUAUGUACCAAAGAGAAGAAAUUAUGAAAAACUUGGUCGCAGUUUUCUAAGACAAAUAUUAGACCUGGGUAAAUAAUUCGAAUUAAAAUUACUACAUGCAACUGUAAAUAAGAUUAUUAACUCACAUAAAUAUGAGUUAAGAUUUCAAUGGUCGUUAUAUUUUCC